Messenger RNA from Cladocopium goreaui, 1593 nucleotides. The record is from the annotation of a GenBank genome assembly. Lineage: Eukaryota; Dinophyceae; Suessiales; Symbiodiniaceae.
AUGGCUUCGACCGACUUUUGCAUCUCAAAAGAAAGACUGCGGGUCUUUCGGGAAUGUUUGAAAGCAACCACUACGACUCCGGAAGUUCUUCCGGACGGUGAUGACCUCUGGAAGGAUGGUUGGAGAAUUGUGGUUGAACUCUUGGAUCAGGCAGAAGGCAUGGCGCACUCGCAAGGGCAGCUGGACUGUGCGAAAUGCAUUGAAAGAUGCAAUCGCAUGAUUGAGAAAGUCAUGUCUGAGGAAAUGGCUGUGCUUCCAGACGUCUGUCGUCUCUGGACUCGGAACACAGACUGGGAUGGGCACUGGCCGCGGUUUGUGGAAAGGGUAGGUGCAUAUCAUCUGCGGCAGGUGGAAGAAGCGAUCCCCGCGCUGGAGCAGCUGCGGCUGCGCUGGCAGGAGGAGACUGAAAACAGUCUUCCAGAAGCCUCGUGGUUGUACCAGGCUGAGUGCCAGCUAGAAUCGAUGAGGGAGACGUUGGUGGCUUGCGGCAUGGCGGACCGUCGCGUAUGUCGCUUGUGCGGCCUGGAGCAUGCUUCUGCUGCGGGCAGGAUGCAUGGUCGCUCCUUCUUUUGCACUGGUUGCUGGUCAGCAAAAGCGAUGCUGCAGCGCAACUUGGGAGACAGGACUGAACUGAAAGAUUUCAGUCCGGCCGAGACGCACUCCUUCUUUCGCGCCAUUGCGAAGGAAAAGGAGAAGCAGGGAGGUCGCAUUCAGUGGGUCACCGUGCGGGCCACACUUGUGAGAUCUCUGACAGAUCGCAGGAUCUCCACUUUUCGUGCUACGUGCACCCAAAAGGAGUUACCUCUGUUGGUCUGGGUUAACCAAGGCUGGGACAAGACCCUCGUGGAAGCGUGUCCCAAUCGGUUUUCCGAAGAACUGGGCACGCAAGUGUACGCUGUCCCCGUGCGGGAAUUGUCGUGGGGAGAAGAGUAUGCAAAGAUUGAGGAGCAAGUCCUGCGACAUGAGAGAGAGGGACAGAAAAGCAAAGGUGGAAAAAAGAAGAAGGAUAACGCUGCCAACGCAGAGGCGUCAUCCGAUGGAGAAUUGGAUUUGCCGGCUGCGGAAGGCAGUGUGUCCGAUAAGAAAGGAAAGCCGGAGGUGGACCGCAAGAAGUUGUUGGCGAAGAACGUUGCGUUAGCUGACAAAGCCGCUAAGGCCUUGGGUCCCUUGCAAGGCACGGCCACAGGUGUCGCGAAGUUGCUGGAAAAAGUGGAGAAAAGCGGCUGUGAGAUUCCUGAGGGAAUCAAACAGUCGAAAGAUGAUUGCAUGGGCAAGCUCGAGACCUGGGCGACGGCGGCUCGUGAGUGCAUCAACGUGCAUGAGUCGACCCGCGAGCUGUGGAAGGACGCUGGUGGCGAUCUGCUGCCUUUGACGGCUUUGCCGUUCGAAGGCAAUGAUGUGAAGUUGCUGCUAAAGCAAGCAACGGAAGUGCAGAGCACAUUGCGUUCCCUGCUGCCCAAAAAGGAGGCGAAGGCGAAGGCGGCGCCCAAGGCCAAUGCUGCGGCGAAAGCGUCGCCCAAGAAGAGGGCAGCUCGCAGCCACGACAGUGAGGGCGGUGACAAGCGCCGCAAAACUGGCAAGAGCCCCCCUUGA